GGGCGACACGUCCUGGGAGCGCCGGACGGAAGCGCUGCUGGGACUGACACGUGGACUUGGGCGGCGCUGUGGGCCGCGGGAGCCGGUCUCGGGACUCAGUGAGCACCGUGGCUGUCCGCUCCUGAUGCAGCCGCCCCCGGACAAGGCCCACCAGGACACAGCUGGGGACGCCCAGUGGUCCAGGCCUGAGUGCCAGGCAUGGACGGGGACGCUGCUGCUGGGCACGUGCCUGCUGUACUGCGCCCGCGUCAGCAUGCCCAUCUGCACCGUCUCCAUGAGCCAGGACUUCGGCUGGAACAAGAAAGAAGCCGGCAUUGUGCUCAGCAGCUUCUUCUGGGGCUACUGCCUGACUCAGAUCCUGGGUGGCCACCUGGGGGACCGGAUCGGGGGUGAGAAGGUGAUCCUGCUGUCAGCCUCCGCCUGGGGCUUCCUCACCGCCGCCACGCCCCUGCUCGCGCACCUGGGCAGCGCCCACCUGGCCUUCAUGACCUUCUCUCGCGUCCUCACGGGCUUGCUCCAAGGGGUUUACUUCCCUGCACUGACCAGCCUGCUGUCGCAGAAGGUCCGGGAGAGUGAGCGAGCCUUCACCUACAGCACCGUGGGGGCCGGCUCCCAGUUCGGGACGCUGGUGACGGGGGCAGUGGGCUCCCUGCUCCUGGACUGGUGCGGCUGGCAGAGCGUCUUCUACCUCUCUGGAGGCCUCACCCUGCUGUGGGUGUGUUACGUGUACAGGUACCUGCUGAGCAAACAAGAUCACAUUCUGGCCUUGGGCGUUUUGGCGCAAGGCCUGCCGAUGGCCAGGCACACCAGGGUUCCCUGGAGACAGCUCUUCCGGAAGCCUUCUGUUUGGGCGGCCGUCUUCUCCCAGCUCUCAGCUGCCUGCUCCUUCUUCAUCCUGCUGUCCUGGCUGCCGACCUUCUUUAAGGAGACCUUUCCCAGCUCCAAGGGCUGGGUCUUCAACGUGGUGCCCUGGCUGGUGGCGAUUCCCGCCAGUCUGUUCAGCGGGUUUCUCUCUGACCAUCUCAUCAGUCAGGGUUAUAGAACCAUCACCGUGCGGAAGUUCAUGCAGGUGAUGGGCCUGGGCCUGUCCAGCGUAUUUGCCCUGUGUUUGGGUCACACCUCCAGCUUUUGUAAGUCUGUGUUCUUUGCAUCAGCCUCCAUUGGCCUGCAGACCUUCAACCACAGAUUUAUGGACCGCAAAGGAGUGUACAUUCGGCAAGCUGGCCUUCUUGUUUGUUUCAUCCUGGGAGUGGGGCCCUCGCUGUGUCGCUGCCCAGACGGGGAGCUGGGAGCUCAGAUGGCCCACGUGUGGCCGAGCGUCUGGGCACGGCCCGGAAGCACCCGCUGGGCUGCCCUGAGCCCCCAGUGGUCUCCAGGUGCUCAGAGGCCUGCCGUUAGUUCCGUGGAUGGUGGCUGCCCGUGGUCACCUGCCACGUGCUCUCCUCCCCACAGUGGCAUUUCUGUUAACAUUCAGGACCUGGCCCCGUCCUGCGCUGGUGUGCUCUUUGGUGUGGCCAACACAGCUGGAGCCUUGGCAGGUGUUGUGGGUGUGGGCCUGGGUGGUUACCUCAUUGAGACCACGGGCUCCUGGACGUCCGUGUUCAACCUGGUGGCCGCGGUCAGCAGCCUGGGGCUGUGCACCUUCCUGAUGUUUGGAAAGGCCCAGAGGGUGGACCUGAGCCCCAGGCAGGAGGACCUCUAGCUGCCCGCCCCCCGCCCCAAGGCCCGUCCAUCAGCCUUGGGCGAGUGGCUUCAUUUAAGAGCCUCUCCUCUUGACUGCAAACAUGGGACCUCGGAGAGUGAGCCUUGGUGGAGCAGGAGUGGGGCCUCAGUUUCCCCUCUGCCACAGGGUGCGUGCCCUCCUCAGCACUGGUGGGCCUGUCACCGGUGGCUGGAGUCAGUGCAGAGCCAGGUGUGCCCUGCCCUCAGCCGCCUGGGAGCAGCGGCUGGCACAGGGCCUGGACUGCACGCCGCCCCCAGCACUGCUUGGCUUUGUUUCUUGGCACUCGGGCCGGAUCAUUCUCCGGGGGCAUCCUGUGUACUACGGGGGAUUGAGCAGCAUCCUUGGCCCCCAACGCUGUCUCCUGAUGUCACCAAGUGUCCCCCGGGUUGGGUGGGGGGCAGUGAGCUCCAGCCCUUUGGCUGUCUUUAGACCCGACCCCAAGGUCUCCCUCCCGUGGAUCCCCAGACACUAGCAAUGCACUCUGCUUCCCUGGCACCCGGUGCCAUUGUGUGGGAACCUGGCACCCUCUCCUGCCCAAGCCAUUCCCCAGAACCAGGUGACCCUGCCUUCCGGUUUACGACAGAGGAGCCAUCGCUCAUGAAUAAUAGGUGUCGCCAGAUAUAUAUGGAGAGAAAAGAAAUAUAAAAUGUGGGGCACGUACCAAAGCCUUAUUUAAAUGAUGACUAUUCAUUUAUUUAAAAGAAGACUGUUAUUUUAAAGCACAUUGUUAAAAGAAUAAAUACUUGUAAAAUA
This is a messenger RNA of Myotis myotis, 2476 nucleotides long. RefSeq names its product solute carrier family 17 member 9 (gene SLC17A9). Gene Ontology annotation, biological process: transmembrane transport. Bases 125 to 1702 code for a protein of 525 amino acids. Gene Ontology annotation, molecular function: transmembrane transporter activity. Gene Ontology annotation, cellular component: membrane. The transcript is spliced from 13 exons. NCBI's taxonomy places the organism in Eukaryota, Metazoa, Chordata, Mammalia, Chiroptera, Vespertilionidae. The record is from RefSeq and is a predicted model, not a curated record.